AUGACGAGCUUCGAUACCUUCUGCCUCCUCACUACCAUUGACAUGCGCGAAGCCGAACUUGAAGCGGCGGAAAAGGCGAAACAGAUGGCUAACAUUAUCGCGACUCCAGGUGACGCUAAGAAGGGUGCCAAGCUCUUCCAGACCCGUUGCGCUCAGUGCCACACUGUCGAGUCUGGCGGUGCCCACAAGGUCGGCCCCAACCUCCACGGCCUCUUCGGCCGUAAGACCGGUUCCGCCGAGGGCUACGCCUACACCGACGCCAACAAGCAGGCCGGUGUCACUUGGGACGAGAACACUCUGUUCUCCUACCUUGAGAACCCCAAGAAGUUCAUCCCCGGUACCAAGAUGGCCUUCGGUGGUCUGAAGAAGGGCAAGGAGAGGAACGACCUGAUCACCUACCUCAAGGAGAACUGCUAA
Molecule: messenger RNA, 417 nt
Organism: Aspergillus pseudoviridinutans
Lineage: Eukaryota; Fungi; Ascomycota; Eurotiomycetes; Eurotiales; Aspergillaceae
Product: iso-1-cytochrome c
Exons: 4
Coding region: 1-417 (138 amino acids)
Biological process (GO): mitochondrial electron transport, ubiquinol to cytochrome c; mitochondrial electron transport, cytochrome c to oxygen
Cellular component (GO): mitochondrial intermembrane space
Molecular function (GO): heme binding; electron transfer activity
Source: RefSeq, a predicted model, not a curated record